Saccostrea cuccullata (small rock oyster) is the source of this 1672-nucleotide messenger RNA. RefSeq lists its product as uncharacterized. The transcript has 2 exons. Lineage: Eukaryota; Metazoa; Mollusca; Bivalvia; Ostreida; Ostreidae. The record is from RefSeq and is a predicted model, not a curated record. Gene Ontology annotation, molecular function: zinc ion binding; protein binding; ubiquitin protein ligase activity. Gene Ontology annotation, biological process: proteasome-mediated ubiquitin-dependent protein catabolic process; protein polyubiquitination. Bases 42 to 1607 code for a protein of 521 amino acids.
UCGACAAGACAGACGCCAUUAAAGUCAGGACUACUCUGAUCAUGGACCCUCGUACCAGUGCCCAGGACGUGAUGCGAUGUGACCUGUGUGAGACCGCUGUAGUACAGAUGCACUGUGAUUCAUGUCUUGUCAACCUGUGUAAGGCUUGUGUGGGAGAACACAUGGUAUCUGAUCAAUCCAAAAAACAUGAAGUUGUUCAAUUCAAGCUUAGAAAAUCUACGCUGCUCUUCCCUGUGUGUAAAAUUCAUGAUAAAAAGGAAGACAUUAUUAAAGAAAAAAAUGAGCUAAAUGAGACAAUUUAUCCCACCUACCAGUACAUUGCCUUUGAUGUACAAAACAGAAUGAGUCAGUUAGAAAAGAAAUAUGGAGAUCUCUCAACAGCCAUAACAAAACAUGGAGAGGACUGGCACAGAGAAAUUGACGAACUUGUCCAGAAACUUAAAGCUGAAGUUGAAAAAAUGAAAAAUACACAGUUACAAACUCUACAGAAACAUCUGGAUGAAAUAAACAAAAUCAUUUCUGACAUCAAGGAUGAAAUUGAUUCACUUGAUGUUGCUGUUAAAUCUAAUGACAUGUCAAAAAUAUUUAAAUCUACAUUCAGUGUAGAGAGAUAUAGAAAUCUUCCACAAAAAGUUCUGCCAUCUUUACCUACAUUCACGCCAUGCAAAAUCAAAGGACAACACCUUAGUAAAAUAUUUGGAACUGUAUCAUCGAGUUCUCCUACAUCAGAUAAAUACGGCUACAGCAUGAAGACAACAAAAAAUUCACCAGAAGCUGGAUCCUCUCCUCCAGUCAAACAGCUGCUUGAUGAACCAGAGGCUGUCACCACCAUAGACACUAUGUAUAGGUAUUACCUUUACAAUGUGUCCUGUCUGAGUAAUGAAGAAAUCUGGACAAGAGGAGGUGACAGCACCAUGAAACUCUACAGCAUCAAUCAGGGAUCACUACUCAAGUCAAUCAGAACCAAGUCAGGGUACAUACCAUCUGACAUAGCAGUGACAAAAAGUGGAGAUCUAGUUUAUACUGAUAUCAGUGAUAGAACUGUGAACAUUGUGAAGAAUGAGAAGAUAGAGGUGGUGAUCAGACUACAGAACUGGAAACCCAGCGGUGUCUGUAGUACCCCCUCUGGUGACGUCCUGGUUAUCAUGUACAGUGACGAUUACCCAUACCAAACAAAAGUUGUCCGUUACUCUGGCUUUACAGAAAAACAAAUCAUUCAGUUUCAUGAUAAAGGUCAACCUCUCUAUUCAUCUGGUACCAUAGCUGAGAACAGGAACCUAGAUAUCUGUGUGUCUGACUGGAAAGCUAAUACAGUAGUGGUGGUCAAUCAGGCCGGGAAACUAAGAUUCAGAUACACUGGACAUACUCCUGGUCUCAAGAACGAAAUAUUCAGUCCACGAGGAAUCACCACAAAUAGUCAGAGUCACAUCCUUACAGCUGAUCAUAACAAUGACUGUGUCCACAUCAUAGACCAGGAUGGACAGUUCCUCCGUUACAUAAACUGUGGACUGAGUAGACCCUGGGGACUGUGUAUAGAUACAAAUGACAAUCUGUUUGUUGCUCAAUGGAAAACAACAAAAGUGAUGAAAAUCACAUUUCUGCAGUGAAAUAUCGUACUGUUCAUCAGUGCAAAUUAUAAAUGAGAUUAUGCUUCAUUUUCUAUAUAAUAGUU